Fraxinus pennsylvanica is the source of this 807-nucleotide messenger RNA. The record is from the annotation of a GenBank genome assembly. NCBI's taxonomy places the organism in Eukaryota, Viridiplantae, Streptophyta, Magnoliopsida, Lamiales, Oleaceae.
AUGGUUUUUAAUUUGCGCAACUCUUUUUUGACAUAUUUAGCUCUAUUUUCUCUUCUAUCAAACUUUUGCUCUUGCUUCAACUCCAAGAUUCUUACGCUUAAUGUUUCAAAACUUCAAUCUGAUUCUGACUGGUCACCAGCCCAAGUCAGCUGGUAUGGAAGCCCGAAUGGUGCAGGAAGUGAUGGAGGGGCUUGUGGAUAUGGAGAUUCUGUUGGGAAACCAACAUUUUCUUCCCUAAUAACUGCUGCUGCUGCUUCUCUACUCAAAUCAGGAAGGAGCUGUGGAGCUUGUUAUCAGGUAAAAUGUAGUGAAAAUACUGCAUGCUCUGGGAAUCCGGUUACUGUAGUUAUAACAGAUGAGUGUCCUGGUUGUGACCCAGAACCAGUUCUGUUUGAUUUAAGUGGCACUUCCUUUGGAGCCAUGGCACUUGCUGGCAAAGCUGAUCAACUCAGGAACGCCGGACGACUCCAAAUACAAUAUAGAAGAGUGGAUUGCAAUUAUCCUGGAGUAUUACUAUCUUUUCUAGUCGACACGGGUUCCAGCGACUACUAUUUUGCUACUGUGAUUGCAAAUGUAAAUGGGGAUGGUGAGCUUGCAGGAGUUGAGCUCAAAGCAUUGGACUCAAAUUCCUAUCUCCCAAUGCAACGAUCUUGGGGUGCAGUGUGGAAGCUUAAUUCAGAAAAUCCAUUGAAUGCCCCAUUCUCCAUUAAGUUAACUGGGGAUUCUGGGAAGAGUCUUGUGGCCAACAAUGUAAUACCUGCCGGAUGGAAGCCUGGACAGAUUUAUACAUCAGUUGUCAAUUUCUGA